Molecule: messenger RNA, 1517 nt
Organism: Leptopilina heterotoma
Lineage: Eukaryota; Metazoa; Arthropoda; Insecta; Hymenoptera; Figitidae
Product: prostatic acid phosphatase-like
Exons: 7
Coding region: 177-1376 (399 amino acids)
Biological process (GO): dephosphorylation
Molecular function (GO): phosphatase activity
Source: RefSeq, a predicted model, not a curated record
UAUUCCCUCAGUAUUCGUCAAAACCUCGUGGCUCAUUGUAUAUCAAUUUAAAUAUAUAAAACUCGUGAAAUGCAAACACCUUAAUUAAUUUACUUAAAUUCUCACAUUUUUUUUUCCUUUUUUUCAAAAAAAAAAAAUAAAUAAAAAUUUUUUUUUCAUUUCAAAAAUUCACAAGAAUGACAAGUUUAAAAAAAUAUGUUUUUAUUGUCAUUCUCAUCAUUAGCGCCACAAUUCUAGCAGCGACAGGGGCGAGAAUUGUACGUGACAUUUCAAAAGAGAAAGACGAUAACUCUUUAGAUACAAAUACGGACUCCCUACGUCUUGUCACACUCGUUCUUCGACAUGGAGAUCGAACACCUCAAGACACUUAUCCCAACGAUCCUUAUAUUAACGAUUCUUUUGAACCUUACGGAUGGGGACAAUUAACUAACAAAGGACGAUUGAAUCAGUACAAUCAGGGAGUUUAUCUACGCGAGCGUUAUGGGAAAUUUUUGCAAUCAAAAUACAGUCCCGAUAUAUUUUGGUUACAAAGUACAGCGCCGGAUCGCGCCAAAAUGUCAGCAUUAUUAGAAGCCGCGGGUCUUUGGAAACCAGACGAAAAGCAAACUUUCAAAACUGGUUUUCCAUGGCAACCAGUGGCCUUGCAUUAUCAAACGGACAACGACACGCUCCUCUUAAUCUGGUCAAGUUGUCCGGAUUAUCCUCGUCUUCACAGUAUCAUUUCAAAUUCCAAAGAAAUCAAAGAAAUUGAAUCGAAAAAUUCCCAACUCUUUCAAGAAUUAAGCAAACAUUCAGGAAUGAAAAUUUCCAAUGGCGAUGAUAUUUUUUCCCUCUACGGAACAUUGGAGGCCGAGGAAAAUAUGGGACUGAAAUUGCCGGAAUGGACAAAAGAAUUCUUUCCUGAUAAAUUAACAGAAUUGAGUAAAUUAAGUUUGUCGUUGAAUGUUUAUAAUGAAACGUUGAGACAAAUGAAGAGCGGCCCGUUAGUAUCGAAAAUAGCGCGAGCAAUGAAGGAAAAAACGGAGGGUAAAUUAAUGCCAAAGGAGAGAAAAAUGUUUAUGUACGUUGGUCAUGAUUCGACAAUUGUUGCAAUAUUGGCGGGACUGAAUCUUUGGCAGAGGGAAAUUCCCGGCUACAGUAAUAUGGUUAUGAUUGAAUUACACGAGGACAGUAACGGUUGGAAUGUUCAGGUAUUCCUUAAAGAUUCAACAACAAAACCGCCGCGACCCUUGACGAUACCCGGAUGCUCUCGCGCCUGUCCUUUAGAGCAAUUUGAGUCAUUGAUGAAACCAAUGCUCAUGACCACGAGCGAAUGGUCGGAACUGUGUCAAUUAAAGGAUCCAAAUUGGGUACCGGGAAAAAUUCCAUUACCUUGAAAAUUCUUCCCCACGGAGGGAAAAAAAAUUAGAAACAAUUAUUAGAACUUUACAUCUCUUAAUAUUAAUUAAUUAGUCAAUUAAUUAUUAAUUUUAACCAAUUGAUUAAUUAAUUAAUUAACCAAUUAAAUAAUUAAUUAA